UUUGCAUGAAACAAUCCACGUGCCGUCACCCCUAAUCUCUGUUUUCUCUCUUUCGUUACCCCUCGCAACUUGGAAAAAAAGAAAGAAAGAAUAGGUCACUGCCAGUCAGUUUCAAUCCCCUUGGUUUUCUCGAGAAAAUCAAAACCCCCAGAAAAGGGAAAAAAACAACAACAACAAAGGGCCGUGGUGAAUUUUCUUUUCAAAACAAAAUAAAACCCAGAAGACUGGAUUUCCUGAGAGAAAGAGAGGUAGAUAGGAAGCUGAGAGACAAAAGGAGAGUUAACCGAUUAAACGAAAGCGCUGAAAAUGCCCUGAAUCAAAGGCGGCCCAGCACCACCGCCGACCCAGUUUCUCUGUCUCUUCUACUCCCAUAACUCUCUCUCUCUCUCUCUCUCUCUCUCACCCUUGAAUCUGGUACUUAUUAGUCUUCAUUUUUUUAAUAUUUUCUUCUUCUUUUUUAGCUCUGUUUUUUGCUUUUAGAAAAUACCCUUUUAUGUAAAAGAGGUUUUAUUUCUGUUUCUCAGAGAUUUUAUGUGAAUUCUAGUAUGUUUUUAAGGAAAUAAACAAAACCCAGAAACCAAAACCCUACGUUUAUCUCUUCCGCACUUGAUUUGCACUAAUCUAAGCUUAUAUCCCAUUUAGCUGAAUCCUGUGUUCUAGAUUAUGGCAUUUGAUCACAGCGCAAUUCCAAAAGAUCUAAGACCAUUGAAUGUAGCUAGAACUGUAACUGAAGAGCCCCGCAUUGCAGCUACUAGUAAUGUCAGUGGUAGAAAUAUUGAAGGGUUCUUUCCCAACCCAUCUCGGGAGCCUGGAAGUCCUGGUACCAUGCCUGGCUUUUAUCCAGCAACUAUGGCUAAUGCUGGUUUUGUAGGUUUAGGGUAUGCAAAUGCAGUGCCCCUGGCACCGGGUGCCCCUGCAUGGAGGCCUCCCAUGCCCAUGCCUAUGCAUGUGCCUGUGCCAGUGGGGCGUCCAAGUAUAAACCCGGUUGUUGGGUUUAGUUAUAAUCCCAAUUUGAGCAAUAUGGUAGUUGGUAAUGCUGUGGAUCAGGUCAGUAAUGAUGUGGUAGCUGGGCAAGGUUUUAGUCCUAGUUUGGGCAAUAGAAAUUGUGGGAAUGGGAGUGAUCAGGCGAGUAAUGAUAUUGCGUCAACAGGUUUUGGACAGAGUUCAAAUAUUGGAAACAGGGGUAGUGGUAAUGAGAUUGAUCAGUUGAAUAAUGAAUUGUCAGGUGGGUUUACUUAUAAACCAAAUUUAGGACUUAGAAGCAAUGGCAGUGGGGCUGAUCAGGUGAGUGAUGAGGGCGGGGGUGAUUCGGUGUCAGGAAAAAAGGUUAAGAUUUUGUGUAGUUUUGGGGGAAAGAUAUUGCCUAGACCUAGUGAUGGGGUGUUGCGAUAUGUUGGGGGGCAGACAAGGAUUAUUAGUCUUCGGAGAGAUGUGAGUUUUAAUGAAUUUGUGCAAAAAAUGGUGGAUGCUUAUGGGCAACCUGUGGUUAUUAAGUACCAGCUUCCUGAUGAGGAUCUUGAUGCAUUGGUGUCCAUUUCUUCCUUGGAUGAUCUAGAUAAUAUGAUGGAUGAGUAUGACAAAGUGGUUGAAAGGUCUUCAGAUGGUUCAGCUAAAUUAAGGGUAUUUUUGUUUUCGGCUUCGGAGCUCGAUCCUUCUGGUUUGGUUCAAUUUGGGGAUUUAAAUGACAAUGGGCAGAAAUAUGUUGAGGCAGUGAAUGGAAUUGUGGAAGGAGCUUCUUGUGGCUUCACACGGAAGGAGAGCAUGGCAAGUCUUGCUUCAACACGGAAUUCUGAUGUUAGUGGGACUGAGGCUGUUGAUAGCAUUGGUGCUGGUCAGGUUGAUGUUGGGGGGCCUCCACCGUCAAACAUCUUGUCACCCGGAGGGAAUUCAGCUACUUCUCAUGAUACUGGUCCAAAAAUGAUGGCUCCGGAUCCUAAUCCUGUUGCUGCUUAUCCAGAUGCUUCUGCUGUUCAUUUAGGAAUUCCAGUGGUUAAAUCUGCUCCUCCACAAACAUUGUCUUCUCAACCUGAGGUUGAGUUAGAGAGGUCGAUGCCCCUCACUUCGGCACCGCAGCAAGUGAGAUAUGAUUCACCGCUACACUAUGCAUCUGCAUAUAUUGAUCCUCGCCAUGAUGUUAUGAACCGUUCUGAUUAUGUGCAUCUUGCACCUCAAAUGGGUUACUCAAGUCCCCAGUUGGUGGGCAAUACUGAUUCUGUAUUCAGCCAACAGCAUUUUUGUGACAAUGCUACCGCUCAUCAGUUCAUUCCUGCUUUGCACAUGACAAUGACUCCCUCCGCUUCCCAUGCUGGUAUUAGACCAGCAGUGGUUCAGCCACUGUUGCAACCCAAACAAAUUCCAUUGGAGAGUCAUCCUGGUGAAAGUGCUUUUGGUACAAAGAUAGUUCAGCUUCCUGUCGAACGGAACCAGAAUGUUUAUCAAGCCCAGAUUCCAUCCGCAAUGGUUGGAGGAGGUUAUGCCUGGCAUUGUAUUCCACAAACUGAGCAUGUUCUCUUGUCAGAUGGAUCCUUGCCUCAGCACCAAGCAACUACUCCUGAGAAGAUCUCAAGGCUUGAAGACUGCUGUAUGUGUCAGAAGGCAUUGCCUCAUGCACAUUCUGAUCCUUUGGUAAAGGAUACAAGAAAUAGCAGUGGAACACUUCUGGUUAAUACGAAUUCAACUUAUCAUAGUCUGCGUCCAGAAGAUGGUAUGAAAAUUUCACCAGUAAACAGGGUUGUGGUAUCUGGAGCAUUAGGGGAUGGCAUUGCUGAACAAGGAGCUGGGUUUCGACAGCUUGGUCACGUUGAUCAUCAAGUUGGAGGACUUCAUUCAGAGGCAGUUGGAUUCUCUCAAGGUCUUGAUGCACAAAAUGAAUGUAGAACUGAUAAUUCCGAUCAUCCUAGAAUUCCAGCAAGUCAGGGUUUAAUGGGUAUGGCAGGUGAAUUACAAUCACAGUAUGUUUUGCCGACUCAAUACCAGCUUAAACAGGAUGUUCCACAUCCUGGGGCAAUUGGCAUUCAAGCUUCUGAACAGCAAGUGGCUGAAGCCUCCAGAGAAUAUCAUGGCAAUAUUCCUGCUGUCUCCAAAAUGGAUAUUGUAGACCCUAAUCGUCUGAUCCCAAUUAAUGGGAUGAUGGAUGCUCUUCGGAUAAGCAAUGAGCAGGGUAAUUCACCUGUUUACAAAACCAGAAAAGAUGCCUUGGAUGAGAGAUCUCCACAAAUAGCAGGGAGAGAGGUGCCUUUGGAUAAUAUCUUUAACAAACCAAUAGACUCCAGUGAGAUAGUUAUUUUGGAUAAUGUAGUGACACAUUCACAACCCAAAGUUGGAGCUCAAAACUUGGAUUCCCUUGAAGUUCAAUAUGGGAACCCUCCAUUUUCUGGUCUUCAAUCGGCACAUAAAUUGGAUGACGUUUCAUGGACUCAGCAGAAGAUUGUACUAAAUGGCACUGAAGCUGCUCCUUUGAAUGCUAAUACCCGAUCUUCCUUUUCACCAUCUAAUAGAGGUGGUGAUGUCUUGGAUUCCUCAGAUUCACUCUUUAGCAAUCAAGAUCCUUGGAAUUUACGGCAAGAUGCUCAAUUUCCUCCUCCUAGACCUAACAAAAUUCAAACACAGAGAGAAGGAUUACCUACCAGAGACCCUUUUGGAGAGAACCAGGCAGUGAUUAUUGGGGAAUCUAAAGCCCAAUUGGAAGAUGAUGUUUACCAGCCAUUAAACCAUUUAAACAAGGAUUUCAUUUCAGACCAAAAACAGUCCGCAAAAGCUGAGGAACUCAUCAAGAAAGAACUACAAGCUGUUGCUGAGGGAGUAGCUGCUUCUGUUUUCCAGUCAUCUACCCCUUCCACUCCUGACAUACCAGCAGCAACUGAUGCAUCUGGUUUUGAGGGCAAUCAAGAGAUAGAUGGUUCAACUAGAAACAUUGAAAUGCAACAUAAAGCUAAAUUUGAGGAAAUCAAGACCAAACAACCAGACAGAACAAAUUUUGGCUUUCGAGUUUCAGAUGGCAUCGGUUGCUUGCAGAUUAUAAAAAACAUUGACCUUGAAGAGCUGCGAGAACUAGGUUCUGGCACCUUCGGUACUGUUUAUCAUGGGAAGUGGCGAGGUACUGAUGUAGCAAUCAAACGGAUCAAUGAUAGAUGUUUUGCAGGGAAACCUUCUGAACAAGAGCGCAUGAUUGAUGAUUUCUGGAAUGAGGCAAUUAAGCUUGCUGACUUGCAUCAUCCCAAUGUUGUGGCAUUCUAUGGUGUUGUUCUCGAUGGUCCUGGUGGCUCUGUGGCAACAGUGACAGAAUAUAUGGUUAAUGGUUCCUUAAGAACUGCUUUACAGAAGAAUGAGAAGAAUCUUGAUAAGCGUAAGCGACUUUUGAUUGCCAUGGAUGUUGCCUUUGGAAUGGAGUAUCUGCAUGGAAAGAAUAUAGUGCACUUUGAUUUGAAGAGUGACAACUUACUUGUCAAUCUUCGAGAUCCUCACCGUCCAAUAUGCAAGGUUGGAGAUUUGGGCCUAUCUAAGGUGAAAUGUCAAACCCUUAUCUCAGGUGGUGUCCGUGGAACCCUUCCAUGGAUGGCACCAGAGCUUCUGAACGGCAGUAGCAGUCUUGUCUCGGAGAAGGUUGAUGUCUUCUCAUUCGGUAUUGUUAUGUGGGAGCUUCUCACUGGAGAGGAACCAUAUGCAGACUUGCAUUACGGGGCUAUUAUUGGUGGUAUCGUAAGUAAUACACUACGACCACAGGUUCCAGAAGGCUGUGACCCAGAAUGGAGAUCAUUGAUGGAGAGGUGCUGGUCAUCCGAGCUACCAGAGAGACCGAGUUUCACCGAGAUAGCAAAUGAGUUACGGUCAAUGGCAGCAAAAAUUCAACCAAAGGGGCAAAUCCCACAAAAAUAAACGAAGCAGAAAACUCAACCCUCAAAUUUCAAAAUGAUUUUGGACAAUCUGGUUAUUGUUGGCAUCUCUUGUUUCCUUUGCAUUUUGCAUGGCAGUGGUAGGAGGAAUAAUAGGGUGUUCGUAAAUGUGCUGCUGCUUGGCAUGAAUGUACACAGCACAAGGAAAGGAAGGGAACUAUGUUUUCAUUUUCUUUUUCUUUUUACAUAUAUAGAAAUCAUAUUUGCUUGAUCGUGUCGACAUUAGACGUUUCCGUCUGAUUGAAGUUUGUGUUUAUGUGCAACUUGUAUUCGUCGGGAAAUUUUGUUAAAAUCAUAUUAUUGUUUUUGUCAACUUUCAACCUAACAGGGUUCAGUUGUUCCUUUUGCUUCC
Gossypium raimondii (Peruvian cotton) is the source of this 5244-nucleotide messenger RNA. RefSeq lists its product as hypothetical. Bases 664 to 4875 code for a protein of 1403 amino acids. Lineage: Eukaryota; Viridiplantae; Streptophyta; Magnoliopsida; Malvales; Malvaceae. Gene Ontology annotation, molecular function: ATP binding; protein binding; protein kinase activity. The record is from RefSeq and is a predicted model, not a curated record. The transcript has 9 exons. Gene Ontology annotation, biological process: signal transduction; protein phosphorylation. Gene Ontology annotation, cellular component: cytoplasm.